UGCUGGGUCCAGGGAGAGAUAUAGUGAAUGCGGGGUCCAGGGAGAGCGGAUAUAGUAAAAUUGCAGGGAGAGCGGAUAUAGUGAAUGCAGGGUCCGGGAGACCAGAUAUAGUGAAUGCAGGGUCCGGGGAGAUCGGAUAUAGUGAAUGCAGGGUCCAGGGAGAGCGUGGGAUAUAGUGAAUUCGGGGGUCCAGGGAGAGCGGAUAUAGUGAAUGCAGGGAGAGCGGAUAUAGUAAAUGCAGGGAGAGCGGAUAUAGUAAAUGCAGGGUCCGGGGAGAGCGGAUAUAGUGAAUGCGGGGUCCGGGUGAGAGCGGAUAUAGUGAAUGCGGGGUCCGGGGAGAGCGGAUAUAGUGAAUGCGGGGUCCGGGGAGAGCGGAUAUAGUGAAUGCAGGGUCCGGGGAGGGCGGAUAUAGUGAAUGCGGGGUCCGGGGAGAGCGGAUAU
Molecule: messenger RNA, 441 nt
Organism: Staurois parvus
Lineage: Eukaryota; Metazoa; Chordata; Amphibia; Anura; Ranidae
Source: the annotation of a GenBank genome assembly